Molecule: messenger RNA, 2757 nt
Organism: [Torrubiella] hemipterigena
Lineage: Eukaryota; Fungi; Ascomycota; Sordariomycetes; Hypocreales; Clavicipitaceae
Source: the annotation of a GenBank genome assembly
UCACAAGCGUCUUCCACCAUUCAUUCGACCGUCCAACACACCGGCUGCACCGGCCCUCCUGCUGUCUGCCCGCCGCCGCCCUUCCGUUCGGCUUACUCGCCAAUCUUGCCCUGGGCCUGCUCCACCGCUCUCCCUGGGUGUUGUCGGCAGUGCCCUUUUUGGCGAAAAAGGCUACCCCAGCUUCAAGCAACCCGCUCACACUCGUCCGCUAAACGACGAGCCCCAGCUGUGGCCGGCAACAGGCUCUGUUUCUCGUUUAGUUUACCGCCAGCCUUUUACUCCUCAUCUCGUUGGCCAGUCUCCGCAGCUCUCUGCUCGACAAACAAAUUCUUCGGUGCUCCUACUGGCAACGCCUUUCUUUUUCGUCUUCUUCUGGUCUCUUAUUGUUUUACCUCGCCUGUCUCCUAUGCGCAUGUGCGACAACUCACCUAGGUUGACGUAAGACGGAACAUUCUCUUAGUGCACGCAUCCCGCGCCAAACUGCACUACCAGACACAUCGGAAAGCAGACCAAUUCGCCCACCUACGCACCCUCAACUCCCCACGCUGCUGUUGGUUGGUUAUUAUUAUGCACCCUGGCGAGACAGCACCCUUGGCAAGCGAAUAAAGACGUUUCUUUAGCCCACGUAUUCAGCACACACUUUUUUCGGCAACAGAACCAGCUUGUGAGCUGCUGCAUCCUGCUGGCCCUGUGUCAUUUCCCCAAGAUCUGUCAAAUCACCGGCGCUUGCGGUGUACUCUUUUAUAUAUAACUAUAAUCAUAGCGCUCGCUGGAUAGAGCCAUGCCGCAACCAGGCGCGGCCCUCGAGCGGGACCCUUACGAGGACCUCGCCAACUAUGUCAUUCCUCCGCUGCGUACCGAAACGCCAACCUUCGAUCCUCUUCUUCAUGAUGCUUUCCGCGAGCAAAUCGCCGAAACUGACAGACGGCGUCGUGCAAAUCACAGCAGAAUAAGCGGUAUGCGACUUCCUGGCCCAACCCCGGGCUUCGCUCCCUCGCCAAUCCCGACACAAGGUGCCGAUAUAUCCCGACAAGACACAACGCAGACAUCACUGUCAUAUACAUCAAAUAUUGACCAUCUCGGCCGCCUAGAUCGCUCUCUGGAUGAGGCAAACUCUCAUCUGCGUGCCCUCCUAGACAUGACUGCUCACUCUGCUCUUGCUUCAGCAUCGGCAUUCGCAUCAUUUGACAGCUCACUGUCAUCCUCACGGUCCCGUAAUAUACAAGAUGACCACCAACGACAAGGCAAGCGACGCAAGGUCGACUCAAAAAACGACAGCGGGCCAUCCUCCAUCUCCAACCAACGCCGAUAUAGCCAUUACGGUCAAGUUGACCCUUGCAAUCUCGACCUCGAAAUCGCCAGCUGCGACGGCGGCAUGUUCUCCAACGAAAUGUCUUAUGUAGCAGAUAACAUCCUCCGCGACGACAACACCGUUUACUGCACCAAGGGCAACCGCUGCAACAUUGUCCUCCGCCACCGCGACUCUACCAUAUUCACACUCACCGAGCUCACAAUCAAAGCACCAGCGUCCAUGAACUACUCUCAUCCCGUCCGAGAAGGCAUGGUCUUUCUCUCCAUGGAGGACGAUGACAUAUUCACCCGCACAGCGCGCUUCCAAAUCCCACAUUCGCCACCGCCAGUUCUGCCCCUCCCUCACUCCGUUCGUGCCGUUCAUACACCUCGCCCAGAAUGGUCCAUUUCCGUCCGCCAUCACACAGACGGUUCCACGACAACGCGAGCCAGAACAUCCUUGGGACGCAGCGGCUCCAACGAGCGUGAUUUUGCCAUGCCUAAUCUCCCCAGCGAGUUUACAGAUAACGUGCCGGAUCUCAACGUCACAACGGAGUCGUCGGGCCACCAGGAACCAAACCCGUACUACGUUUCCAUGGCAAGCUUCAACAAUGUUGCCGCUGCCAGCCGACGGUGGAAUUCGGGCGACCAGCCGCCGCACAUCGGAUCGCUUCCCUUUGAGCAGUCUUCUCGCUGGUCCGCGCAGCACCAUCCCAUCUGGUCAGAUUCUGAAGAGGAAGGCGACGACGAGGACGACCAUCACGCUACUGGCGCAAACGCCCUGCCACUGCCCUACUCUCAGCAUGCUGCCUCACCAACAACCCGUGCUGCUAUCCUGUCCACCAUAGCUCAUGCCACAGCUGCGGGAGCUCCGCCUGCGAAUCCUCCUCUGAUGGUUCCGCAUGCCAAGUUCUUCAUUCAGCACUACAAGUCGCAGUGCAAGAUUACAUUUGACCCACCCAUAUCAAGUCGCUUUAUUCUUCUCAAGAUGUGGUCCUCACGCCACGAAGAAGAAGGAAGCAAUGUGGAUAUUCAGUCGGUCAUCGCCAAGGGAUUCGUUGGACCUCGAUACUUUCCUUCGACAGAACUCGCCUAAUGUAGGAUGUGUACUGCGUACAUUUCUUAUUGUACUUUUUUGGAUAUAGCUUUCUUCCUUUAGCGUCAUGCUUUGUAUCCAGCCGGCGUUUAGCAUUUUGGGCACACAGCACACAGUGCAAGUCUAUUAGGAGCAAACACUUCAAGUCAUAAUAUACCAUUCAGUAAUAAUAUUGCUAAGAAUACCGUCCAGACUCGUGUCCUUUUGUUCGCCCUUUUACAACAUAUGCCAUCCCACACCUCCCAACUCUUGUCAAACCCAGUGUAUAUCCAGUGUAUCAUGCCUACACUUUGCCGACUUCGUGAGUCAGACGCUUUGAGUGGGCAGGGGCCAAAGCAGAAGCCAGACCAGCAAUCAAAACUCCAAGGCCA